Molecule: messenger RNA, 423 nt
Organism: Plasmodium fragile
Lineage: Eukaryota; Apicomplexa; Aconoidasida; Haemosporida; Plasmodiidae
Exons: 5
Coding region: 1-423 (140 amino acids)
Source: RefSeq, a predicted model, not a curated record
AUGAAGCAAUCACUCUUUUAUUUGCUCCUUCUGUUCUUCCUAUCCGUUGCAAAAACGGACGAUGAUGCAUACGUCGAACUGGACGAACACGAACUGCAACAUAAAUUCAGCGUCCGUGUCUUGCGAGGGUCUUCUGUGCGGUGCGGUUUGGACCUUCGGGAUGAGGCCGACAUUGAAAUGAGGACUUUCUCCCCGGGGGUGCAUAUAAUGCCUCACAUACUAUCGGACUACCAAUUUGGCUACGCCCAACAGAAAAUUAUAGUCGGCGAACACAACAUCACCCCCUUAAAUGAGGGACUGCGAGGAAUGUGCGUUGGAGAGCUAAGACGAGUUGGCAUCCCCGUUGGUGGCCUCGGAAAGGUGUACUAUGAAAUUACCUUGAAGGACUACACAAAGGGAAACCCCCCAAGAGACGAGCUGUAA